Molecule: messenger RNA, 336 nt
Organism: Strongylus vulgaris
Lineage: Eukaryota; Metazoa; Nematoda; Chromadorea; Rhabditida; Strongylidae
Source: the annotation of a GenBank genome assembly
AUGGAAAGGACUGUCCACAUUUGGAUCGACGACUAUGAUGUACCUAAGAUUAUUAUUAACUACAGCAAUGAGGAGGAACUUCGUGAGGUUCUUCAACAAAGACUCAAAGGAUUGAAGCUUAAGUUCACUGGAAUUCCCCUCCCUGAAUUGGGAGCCACCACCGAGUUCAUGGCAGUGAAAAAUGUGGAUGAUUUAGUUGCUACGAUAAAAACCAUCUCCCCAGCCUGUGUCAAGAAUGUGCUACUAUGGUGUGCCAUCUGUGAUGAGCAAAAUGCGGAGUUUGGAAAGGAACAAGUCAAGUUGGCUAAUAAGCAGAAAUUCCGCUCUCCUUCUCUU